AUAGGUGGACAAAUGAAUUUAUUGCCAGAUGUUUUCCGCUCGCACAUCAAAGCGGGGCUCGUUGGAGGGCUUGUCUACGUGGCAAGGCACAAGUCAGAUGGGAUUAUUGGCCUUGCCGCCUGGUUCGGGCCUGGCGCAGAGCUCUACACAACGCCUGAACAGUGUGAAGCUGGUUUCAAUAAGUUGAUGGCUGAUAUUGCUGAAAAAGAUCCCGAUAUGCAGAUAUGGUGGACUCAAUAUUUUCUUCCAAAAUACGGCGAGUUUGCCAAGGAGGCCUUGGGUGGUCCUGAAUACAAGCGGGAUGGCUGGACUCUGUCAAUGAUUGGUGUGAAACGUGAAUAUCAGCGACGGGGAAUUGGUACAGAGUUUAUUAUGCUUGUAGAAGAGAAGGUUCGAAAUGAAGUAGAGGAGAGCGCUAGGCAUAUGACAGUUGAUACCGAAACGGAUGAAGCACUCUCCUUCUAUCUGAAAGUCGGAUUUGUUGAAAGGGGAAGAAUCGAGAUCGAGGCUGAAAAGAAAUUUAACGGUAGUUUUAGGCAAGUGUGCCUAACCAAAGACGUAGCCGCUGCAACCAGUUAAGUACGUUCUACCCUUUUCGUCUGGGUUUCCACUUCGAAUGGUUGCGGCGCUGGCCUUGGGAGAACGAUAAUUUC
Messenger RNA from Fomitiporia mediterranea MF3/22, 653 nucleotides. RefSeq lists its product as uncharacterized. Gene Ontology annotation, molecular function: acyltransferase activity, transferring groups other than amino-acyl groups. Lineage: Eukaryota; Fungi; Basidiomycota; Agaricomycetes; Hymenochaetales; Hymenochaetaceae. The transcript has 5 exons. The record is from RefSeq and is a predicted model, not a curated record. The coding region runs from base 13 to 579 and encodes 188 amino acids.